Molecule: messenger RNA, 2169 nt
Organism: Priceomyces carsonii
Lineage: Eukaryota; Fungi; Ascomycota; Pichiomycetes; Serinales; Debaryomycetaceae
Gene: AFG1
Product: Afg1p
Exons: 1
Coding region: 1-2169 (722 amino acids)
Cellular component (GO): mitochondrion; cytoplasm
Molecular function (GO): ATP binding; ATP hydrolysis activity
Source: RefSeq, a predicted model, not a curated record
AUGCUACGAAAUGUCAUGAUAUCGAAUCUAAGCCUUAAGGUUUAUUCAAGUGUACUUUUUUCCAGGAGAUUUUACCAUGCAAUAGGCUCAGGUCCUCAUGGAAUUGAAGGUAGAUUACCAGGUAACAGAACAAAGAUAGACGAAGGUGAAAAUUCGAAUAAUCAGGUUGCAAUCACGGAUCCCUUUGUAUUAUAUCAAAACUAUGUGUCUCAGGGAUUACUUGAAAAAGAUGAACAACAAUUACGGGCGAUGAAAGAGUUUCAAAAAUUGUAUUAUAGAGUAGUCGAUUACAUUCCACCUGAAGAGCUUCUGAUCAAAAUGAGUCUUCUUUUGAGGAAGAUAGAGCUCAAACAAGCAGAGAGUACUUUGAGAGGUAGCGAUUCCGAUGUACCUACUUUCAGAUUAGUAUCUGUACGAAGGAUAUUUGGAAAAGAUCCUGAGCUGGAGAAGAGGCAAUUGGUGAGAUAUAUUAAUGACGAUGAAGAACUUCAAAAUUUUGCAUCACCGAUGGGACUUUUGGUGAAUGGUGAAGUAGGCUGUGGCAAGUCCUUAUUGAUGGACAUUUUUGCGACGUCCUUGCCUCAUAAAUCAAAGAUGAGAUGGCACUAUAACAAUUUUAUUCUUUGGGUAUAUACUGAAAUGCAUAAGAUCCAGCAAGAAAGAAUAUUGACAGCCAACUUAAACAUCACAACUGGACGAGAUAAAAUGACUAUGGAAAAUGAGUUUAUUCUUUUUGAGAUAGCCCAAAAGAUGAUCAAUAGGAGUACAAUAUUAAUGCUCGACGAGUUCAUGCUUCCAGACAUUGCUUCUGCGAAUAUUGUUAAAAUUCUAUUCACGUACUUCUUUAAAUUGGGAGGUGUAUUAGUUGCAACGUCAAACAAGCUCCCUGAAGAGCUUUAUUCUAAUGCAUUCAACAAGACUAAGUUCAAAGAUUUUAUUGGCAUUUUACAUGCCAGAUGCCAAUCCAUAGAUAUGAGGUCUACAAGAGAUUAUAGAACAUUAGCGGCCUCAGCAUCAUCAAAUGAGCCAUUUUCUGUCGUUAAGCUAGAUAAUCCAGACCAUGAGAAACAAUGGUCAACUUUAGUGAAAACACGAGCACUUGCAUAUCCUCCCGAUUCAGAGAUUGUGAAAGUAGAUGUUCCUUUGAAGCUGCUCGGUAAACCCUCAUCAUUCACAGUGUAUAACAGAACGACUCAUGUUCCUUUAACAUUUAAUGAUUCGGUUUGCUACUUGGACUACUCUUUCAUAUGCCAGGGACUAUUUUCGUCGUCAGAUUAUAUCAGUUUGGCAUCUAUUUUUAAUACUAUUGUCGUCGAUAAUGUCCCCAUUAUGACCAUGAAGAUGAAAAAUGAGGCAAGGAGGUUCAUUACACUUUUGGACGCAAUAUAUGAAGCGAAAUGCCAGUUCUUUAUGAGAAGCGAAGUAGCCGUUGAUGAUUUAUUCUUUCCAGAUGCAUUAUCCUCUAAGAAUCCUUCAGUUUUAAAAAUAUUGCAAGAAAGGCAAGAUAAGAUGGGAACUUUGGAUGUUCAAGAUGAAGAAAUGUACGCAAAGACCACAAUGGAUAUUUCAAAUCCUUAUAGACCGAAUGUGUCGUCUUAUGAUGAGAAUAGUACAUUUAGUGAUAUCAAAUCUACCAAAAAUGGGACCUCAAAUGGAAAUAAGGAGGAUAACAAUCCAAAAGAUCCUGUUGAUUUCAAAGAUACAAGGGCAUUUACCGGAGAAGAUGAAAAGUUUGCCUAUAAAAGGGCAGUAUCCAGGAUUAAAGAGAUGACAAGAUCAGAAAAUUGGAGGUUAAAGGCACAAUGGGUUCCGAUAGACGAAUCAAUGAGACCCUGGGAGUCUUCUUAUUCUCCAGGAUUGCUGAAAGGUGCACCAUAUACCAAAAGAAACGAAACUGUGCUUGAUAGAGAUAUAGACAAUUUGAUAAAUGAAAACAAGUCUCUCGACAAGAUAGCAAAGCAGAUAUUGACAAAUACGAACGCAAGAGAGUAUUCAAAGAGCAAAGGCAUCCCAUUAGCCACUUUGAAUGUAGCACUUGCACCGAUUUUCAAUAGUCUCAAUCAUUUUUGGAAAAUGGGCUCAUGGACAAAUAAACAGGGUAAAAGGUUACGGGAUUCUAUACUGAAGUCCUGGAUAAGAUCCAGUAUCAGGGAUGAUGACGAUAAGUAA